AUGGCGGUUGGUUUAUUUCGCUCGAAAAGAGCGUAUAACUGGUACAUAUCAACCGUCGCAGCAGCAUGCAUGGUGUUGUACGGAUAUGACGCUUCGGUAUUCAAUUCGGUACAAGGCUCUGCCAACUGGGUCGCAUGGUUCAACCACCCAAACCAGAGUCUGAUCGGCGGUAUAAACACUGCCUAUACAGUGGGCGCCAUCUUUGGCGGAUUCUUCCUCGGAGGGCCCGUGGCCGACUUUCUAGGCCGGAAGGUCGGUAUGGGAAUGGGAUGCGUGCUUGUCAUCGCUGCAACAUUCAUGCAGGCAUUCGCUCCAUAUCAUAAUAUCGCGUGCUUUAUAGCUGGGAGGUGCAUUAUCGGUGUUGGACAGGGGAUUGCUUUGACGGCGGGACCUAUCUACAUCGGUGAACUGGCGCCUCCUCAUAUUCGCGGCAAAAUCAUGACUUUGUGGCAGACUUUCUACUCAGUGGGAUCGUUCAUCUGCUUCUGGGUUAAUUAUGGAUGCACAGAGCACGCUGCCCGACUCGGUAAUUGGGAUUGGCGCAUGGUUAUUGUAUUCCAACUGUUAGUUCCCUGCAUCAUUCUUGUGCUCCUUCCUACUCUUCCAGGGACGCCACGAUGGUACAUACAAAGGCAGAACAACGUUGAAAAGGCCCGCUCCGCCCUGCAACGCGUGCGCGAAACUGAGGAGGAAGUGGAGGAGGAGCUGAAUCAGAUUCGCGGGGCCCUCGAGUACGAGAAAGAAGCCAUUUCUAGCUCCUACAGCGCACUCUGGAAAGACCGCUCCGUUCGCAAAAGAUUCCUCUUGGCUCUAGUCCUUAACGCGGGUCAGCAGCUGACUGGGCAGGGGUCGUUGAACUCUUAUUCCACCAUAAUCUACAAAAAGGUCUUCACUUCUGCCAGCCAAAUCUCACUAAUUAACGCCCUCAAUGCCACAUUCGGCAUCCUCUUCACGCUCAACGCAAUCUGGAUUGUCGACCGGUUUGGCCGCACUUUUCUUCUUGAAGUUGGUGGCAUUGGAAUGUGCAUCUGCAUGAUCAUUAUUGCAGCAGUCGAGACCGAGACACCGACUUUACCUAAUGGGGCAAAGACGGAAUCUGUUGGCAUUGCGCUGGUGUUUUUGCUCUUCUUAUUCAUUCUAUUCUACAAACCUUCCUGGGGCGCAACAGUCUGGAUCUGGACGUCUGAAGUAUUCUCAAUGAAUGUUCGAGCACAAGCAGUGGGAAUGGCGUCACAAACACAGAACGUUGCAAACACUAUAUUCAACCAGUUCUUCCCAAUAUUUCUCGACAACGACGGCUUUUAUGCUUUCUAUUUCUUCGCCGGGAUUAACCUUCUUCUUGCAGCGUUCGUGUUCUUCUUCGUCCCGGAGACCAAGCACGUCCCGCUGGAAGAGAUCGAUGUUCUUUUCGGCGGUUCGAACCACCAUACUCAGGGCGAGAACAUGCUGGUGGAGACAAAGUUGGGUUUAAGGCCAGAUAAUGAUGAGACAGUUGCCACAGAGGCCACCAAACCAGUGGCUUCUGCACAUAUUGAAGACUCGAAGGUCUAA
Messenger RNA from Talaromyces atroroseus, 1551 nucleotides. RefSeq lists its product as hypothetical. Gene Ontology annotation, cellular component: membrane. The coding region runs from base 1 to 1551 and encodes 516 amino acids. Gene Ontology annotation, molecular function: carbohydrate:proton symporter activity. Gene Ontology annotation, biological process: transmembrane transport; carbohydrate transport. The record is from RefSeq and is a predicted model, not a curated record. The transcript is spliced from 4 exons. NCBI's taxonomy places the organism in Eukaryota, Fungi, Ascomycota, Eurotiomycetes, Eurotiales, Trichocomaceae.